GCAUCAUCCAAGAUCUUGCUUUUGCUUUGGCAACAAUAUCUUUCUCAUCAACACAGUCGCCGCUACAAUGGAUAGACCAAGAGCAGCACCAGACUCCUCCACCCCGGCUGAAGAGCAGGCCGACAUUCUAGACAUCUUUGUAUAUCACAGAAAGUUCCAUACAGUCAUUUCACAGCUGUUCAGUUUGGUUGAUUGUUACUUCCUAGGGCUACCGUGAAGUCGUCCCCGAAUGGACUGACGACCCCAGAGCUUUUGAAGGAUGGUUUCUCCCCGGUACUGGGGAAUGGUACAUGGCACGCAGCUAUGGGAUUACCGACCCUACGCUGGUCCUUAUAGGGACUAAUAAUAGUGGAGAGAUGGGCUAUAUCAUUACAGCUAAUGGACGGUACUAUUCCGGACAUCUUUUAGUCGACUAUAUCUUCGAGAUAACGGCACCGAAGACAUGGCCGGAUAUCCUGGACGUUAUGAGGGCGAAGGGUAUAAUGGGGCUGAAGAUGAAGGAGCUUAAGCCUGUUGAGCUGCCUGAUGAUGAUGAUCUACCAGCGCCGAGGGUCUGAGAAGGGGAUGGUGUGUUUGUUUCUGUCGGCCAGGACGCUCCUGCUAAAAGCAGACAAGAUGAAUGAGGC
Molecule: messenger RNA, 626 nt
Organism: Aspergillus neoniger CBS 115656
Lineage: Eukaryota; Fungi; Ascomycota; Eurotiomycetes; Eurotiales; Aspergillaceae
Exons: 1
Coding region: 291-557 (88 amino acids)
Source: RefSeq, a predicted model, not a curated record